AUUUCAGAUAUUGUAUUAAAUUUUCGAACAACGUACGUUAACAAGAAAGGUGAAGUGGUCUCCGAUUGGAGAUCGAUCUCAGUCAAUUAUCUUAGAACAUGGUUUAUUGUAGAUAUGUUAGCCGCUUUACCUUUUGACCUUUUACACGCUCUCUAUGGUGGUGAUAAUUCUUCGGUAUCAGCCACCUUCACAAUUCACAAUAUCCACCUCAUCAAAUUAACUAGAUUACUUCGUCUCGCACGAUUAUUGCAAAAGAUUGAUCGCUACGCACAAUAUAGCGCAAUGAUUUUAACGCUUCUUAUGCUUUCUUUCACUUUGAUGGCUCAUUGGCUCGCUUGUAUAUGGUUCGUCAUUGCGGAGAAUGAAAAAAAUAACGCAUUGGACUUGGGUUGGAUUUAUAACUUAGCGGAUCGAUUGAAAACGAACGUCUCGUUAGUUUCGCCAACAGAUCUUUACGUAACCGCUUUGUACUUUACGUGUUCGAGCUUGACAAGUGUCGGGUUUGGAAAUGUUAGCGCGAAUACAACGAGCGAGAAGAUAUUCAGUAUUUGCACCAUGCUAGUAGGAGCUUUGAUGCAUGCGGUUGUAUUUGGAAACGUGACCGCAAUCAUUCAGAGGAUGUACUCGAGAAGAUCCAUGUAUCAGAUCAAAUGGCGCGACCUCAAGGAUUUCCUCACGCUGCACCAGAUCCCCAAAGAGUUGAAACAGAGAAUGCAAGAUUACUUCCAAACGAUGUGGUCGUUAAAUCACGGCAUUGACAUUCACGAUACUUUGAGGGAAUUUCCUGAAGAACUACGCGGCGACGUUUCCAUGCAUCUGCAUCGAGAAAUUUUAUCACUACCAAUUUUUGAAGGGGCCUCUCAAGGAUGUUUGAAGUUACUCUCACUUCACAUAAGAACGAAUUUUUGCGCACCUGGCGAAUAUCUCAUCCAUAAAGGCGACGCUCUAAGUUAUAUUUAUUACAUAUGUAAUGGAUCUAUGGAAGUUGUUCAAAAUAAUAUGGUUGUUGCCAUUUUAGGAAAAGGUGAUUUGGUUGGUAGCGAUAUCAAUAUGCACCUUCAACACCCAUCAAACGGGCCAUCUGUUGGGACGGGUUCUGUGCCAACAGAUCACGUAAUAAAAUCAAGCAGCGAUGUUCGCGCCCUUACUUAUUGCGAUUUAAAGUGUAUCCACGUACCAGGACUAAUAGAAGUUCUACGUCUUUAUCCGGAGUAUCAACAAGAAUUCGCCAACGAUAUUCAACACGAUUUAACAUUUAAUGUUCGAGAAGGGUACGAAGUAGAACAAGAGUCGGACGUAAAUGGAGUACCUUCAUUAACCCUCCCUUCCAUCAGCGAGGACGACGAAAAUGCCCACGAAGAAGGAGAAACAUCGCCCUUGUCUCCAAAUAGAUCUCCGGUGCACGCCACACAAUUAUCUAAUAGUCCAAGACACGCAAAAUUUAAUUUAAGAUUACAAGAAAUUCAUGAAGCAAGAAAUCGUCCAAGAUUAGGAGGAGUAGCAACGAAUAAUUUGGCAUUUCUUCGUCAACGCGUAGAAAGACAAAGAAGUGUUCCAUUGGCAGCAAAAAAUGAUUCUUUAGAAGAUGUAAACACGGAAUUGAAAAAUGAUGUUGAAAAUACUAAGAAUAGCGUUGAAAGACUCGACAAUCAAAUUUCUUCUUUACAUCAAGACGUAGCUACUUUAAGUCUUGAGGUGAGAAAUGCAAUCCAAGCACUCCAAGAAAUGACCACACCAACAACAAGCGGCCCCACAUACGCAGCGCAUUCUAAUCCGAACAUAAACAGACUUCACGGAAACUCUCAAGACGUUAUUUUAGCUAGAAGCAAUUCUCAUCCGCCUGAAAUGUGGUGGGAAGAGCCGUUAAGUCCGCCGAGAUUACAACUUUUUAAUAGACAUUUCAUUAGCGUUGAAACUCAAACGGAUUUUGACGAUCAAUUUCGAGAUUAUGUUCUGCAAGAUCCCAUUGGCGUUCUUCGAAUUUUAGGGUUGGACCCGGAAAUUCUUUCGAAAAACAACAUGUCUAUGAAGAAAAGUCGAAGUACGCCAGACGCAUCGGAACGAUUUUAUUUGAACGAAAACAAUGAUCCCAAUCCGUCGAUUCAUUUUAAUCACGUCGGAGAUGAUUACGAUGCGACGAUGGCAAAACAAUUUUUUCAACCUUUACCUCCGAUUCCAGAAGAUCGAGGGAGAUUAAAAUUCUCGCGAUUGCAUGAAAAUGUGUAAUCAUUAUUAUGAAUAUUAUUAGAAUUAUUAUUUUGUUAGAAUUUUUUACAACUAUUCCAUUAUGAUACAAAAGAUUUCGAAAAUGAAAUGUAUAAUUGAUUUAUUUCGAUUCGGUGGUAUCCAUCGAGUUAAUUAAAAUGAAUUGGUGAUGAUAAUGUUAUUAUAAUUGAUUCGAAUUUGUAUAUACACUUCUUGUAUCUGGUUGCAACGGUUUGAAAAGAGAAAUUAUGGUGUUGCGAAAAACUUUUUUUCUAAAAUGGUCCAUUAGAUUAAUUUCUUAGCUAAAUAAUUAUUGGAUUAUUAAGAUUAAUGCAUUAAAAACGGCCUAUUUAAAAAGAACUUAGUAAAUAAAGUGAGAAUCUUAAUUUUUUUCCCAUAACCCUUAACUUAAUUAGAAGAAAUUUCGCAACAAACAUAUCAUUGUGAUCUUUGUAAGAGUAGUGCCUAAAAUGUGAUUCUAUCUCAUAUAGAAAAAAUAUUGUCUCUAUUAUCUUAAACUAAGAUAUAUGAUUCUUCUUAACUUAUAAUCAGUUCUAUAAUAACACUUCAUAGAAACAUUACAUUCCAUUUUAUUGCGUAAAUUAAAAGUGAAAUAUCGUGAUCAAUUUUAAAAACUAUAUAUUUAUAUUAUUAUAGGCAUAUGUGUACCUUUAAUCGUUGGUUUACUUAAAAAUAAAUCGAUUCUUUUUAAAAA
Molecule: messenger RNA, 2920 nt
Organism: Onthophagus taurus
Lineage: Eukaryota; Metazoa; Arthropoda; Insecta; Coleoptera; Scarabaeidae
Source: RefSeq, a predicted model, not a curated record